AUUCGUAAAAAUCAGCACAGUCAAAACGAUUUGCAAUAGCAGGUACACAGAAACAAAAUGAAAAUCAUUUUAUUUACAAUUGGAUUUAUUGGUGCUGCUGCAUCAGUUUACAUUUCACCAGAAGGAUUCGGUGCUUCAGGAUUCGGAGGGUACGGCGCACCCAUCGUUAAGGGUUUCAAACCGAAGGCCCUCGGUGGCUAUCUGCCUAUCGGUGCUCCAGUUGCACCCAUUGUAAAAACAUUCCAACCUAAAAUUAUCGGAGGUUAUCAACCCUAUGGUGAUAUUGGUUACGGCGGUCCAUUAGCAGGAGGACCCGUUGUUAAGACGUUCCAGCCGAAGAUAAUUAGCGGUUAUCAACCCCAAGGUGUACCAUUGUCUGUGAAAGCUCCUGUUGUCGUCGCUCCCUUCGCAAAGGUUGUAAAAGUUAAGAAAUUCCAACCAGUGGCCAGUGUUUACGGAGGCUAUGGCGGAUAUGAAGUACCUUCUGCAGAUAAAUUUCAACAAAAGUUAGUUGGAGGUUACCAAGACCCAUUGUCCGUGGACGCUCCAGUUGACUACUCUGGCAAAAGCUUUGGAGGUGGCGCAGGUUUUGGAUACAAGGAACUCCAAGGCGGAUUUUCUGGAGAAGGUUUCGGUUAUGAUUCGUGGAAGAAAAAAAAAGUGUUUGCCUACUAAUUUGUAAUGUGUAGUUAAAAUGAAUGAAAGCAUCCUAAUGAAUAAAAUAAACAUUUCUUACAUUUGA
Hermetia illucens (black soldier fly) is the source of this 742-nucleotide messenger RNA. RefSeq lists its product as uncharacterized. The record is from RefSeq and is a predicted model, not a curated record. The transcript is spliced from 2 exons. Lineage: Eukaryota; Metazoa; Arthropoda; Insecta; Diptera; Stratiomyidae. The coding region runs from base 58 to 675 and encodes 205 amino acids.